Messenger RNA from Lactuca sativa (garden lettuce), 2028 nucleotides. RefSeq lists its product as uncharacterized. Gene Ontology annotation, molecular function: zinc ion binding. The record is from RefSeq and is a predicted model, not a curated record. Lineage: Eukaryota; Viridiplantae; Streptophyta; Magnoliopsida; Asterales; Asteraceae.
AUGGAUGAUGAGCCAGUUAUGACUGAUGAGCCAGUUUUGAAUGAUGAACCAGUUUUGAAUGAUGAACCAGUUAUGAAUGAUGUACCUGUUAUGAAUGAUGUGCCAAUCAUAGAUGACCAAUAUGAUGAGCCAGUUAUGAAUAAUGAUCCAGUUGUAGAUGAUGAAUAUGAUUGUGAGGAUAGUGCAGAUGAAAAUGAUGUGGAGGUGAACAUGAUCAACUUCUGUAAUGUACUUGAUGAAGACAUUGACUUGGGCCAGCUUGAUCCGACAAACAAUAAUACUAAGGAACAUGAAGACAUUGAAGAUGAACCUUUAGAAGUCUUAGACAAUGAUAGCUUUGAGUCAUUUGCUAGUGAAAAAGAGCCUAGGAAGAAAUUGUUAAGGUCCAUUCUAAAACCAGUUGCUUGUUCAUCUGGUGAGGUUCACACUAAAGCUUUUAAGAUUGGUCAGACGUUCAAGGAAAAGGAAAAAAUAAGAGAAGUUAUUGCCAACUACUCUGUAAAAGAAAGGAGGGAUCUACAUUAUGUAAAGAAUGACAAGACAAGAGUUAGGGCAGAUGAGAAACAACUUUGGACUGUCAAAACAUACGAAGAUUCUCAUUCUUGUUUGCAAACAAGGACAGUGAGGGCUUGUUCAUCUAAGUUUCUAGCUGACAACAUAUUGCAUCAAGUUGAAAGUAACCCCAAGAUCCCUACACGUGCUUUACAAGAGGAGUUAGUACAGAGGUAUUCACUUUCAAUAUCAAAGAUGAUAGUAUUUCGGGCCAAAGCUAUGGCAAAACAAUAUGUUUAUGGUGAUUAUGAAAAGCAGUACGGUGUUUUGAGAGAAUAUGCCAUGGAAUUGAAGUCAAAGAAUCCAGGAACAACUGUGAAGAUAGAUGUCGAAACUGAACCCAAUGGUCCCUUUCGAGGACAAAUUCUUACUGCAGUUGGGCUUGAUUCAAACAAUGGCAUUUACCUAGUUGCAUAUGCCAUUGUAGAGACUGAAAAUAUUAACUCUUGGACAUGGUUUUUGGAACACUUGGGUGAUGACUUAGAUUUGAAUUCUUCAUCUAACUUCACUUUCAUUUCAAAUCGGCAAAAGGGAAUCUUGGCUGCAAUAGAGAAGUUAUUUCCAUCAGCUGAGCAAAGGUUUUGUUUAAGACAUGUGUAUGACAACAUGAAAUUGAAACACAAAGGAGAUGAAUUGAGGGAAGCAGUAUGGUGUUGUGGAAAAGUAUACAACAUACCAAAAUUUAAUAGGGCUAUGGAGAAACUGAAAAAGCUUAACCCAGAAGCACAUGAGUGGUUAAGUAAAAUUCCUGCAAAACACUGGGCAAGAUCCCAUUUCUCUGGAAGGGCAUUGACUGAUAGUUUAACAAAUAACUUGUGUGAGGUAUUUAACUCCAAGCUAGAUGAGGCAAGGGACAAGCCUAUAAUCACUUGUUUGGAAUAUAUUAGAGAAUACCUCACAAAGAGAAUAGUAAAUGUUCAUAAGGUGCUAGACAAAUGCAAAGGUUCUCUAAGUACAACUGCAACAACAAUCUUAGAAAACAAUAAGACAGAGGCAAGUAAGAUGAGGGUUCUAUUUAAUGGAGCUGAUAAAUAUCAAGUGACUGGUCUAUGGAUGGAGCAGUAUGUUGUGAAUUUGAAAGAGAGGAGUUGCACUUGCAGGAAAUGGGACAUUACAGGUAUUCCAUGCCAGCAUGCUAUUGCUGCAAUGUAUGAUAAGAUGCAGAAUGGGUCAGAAUGUGGAGAUCCUAAGGCUUGGGUGAGCAAAUGUUACUGGCUCAGUACAUGGAAUGCUAUGUACCAACACACAAUUGACCCAAUAAAUGGAAGGAGCAUGUGGCCUAGAUCUGAUUGUCCAACAACCCUUCUCCCACCCAAACAUCACAAACAGGUUGGUAGGCCAAAGAAAAAAAGGAAGAUGGCAGUUGAUGAGCCAACUCAAAGUACCAAGUUAAGUAGGAAACACUUGACAGUCACUUGUAGCAAAUGCCACAACAAAGGUCACAAUGCUAGGACUUGCAAGGGGCAGAGGUCCUAG